Puccinia triticina is the source of this 2268-nucleotide messenger RNA. RefSeq lists its product as uncharacterized. Gene Ontology annotation, molecular function: GTP binding; GTPase activity. Gene Ontology annotation, biological process: ribosomal subunit export from nucleus. The transcript has 3 exons. Gene Ontology annotation, cellular component: cytosol. NCBI's taxonomy places the organism in Eukaryota, Fungi, Basidiomycota, Pucciniomycetes, Pucciniales, Pucciniaceae. The coding region runs from base 1 to 2268 and encodes 755 amino acids. The record is from RefSeq and is a predicted model, not a curated record.
AUGCCUCCUCCGAACAGGAAACAGACCCACAACCAUGGACUAGGGAAAGCGCUGAUGAACCAUCGGGCAAAGACCAAGAAACUGGAACAUGAGCGAGAAUUGCAUACGACAGCUGUCUAUGAGAACAAACCGAUCUCAGUCACUCAAGAGAGCGAUCUCGAAAACUUCCUGAACACCGCUGCGAUGGCCGGCGUCGACUUCACUGCGGUCCGCCAGAACGUGGUGAUUGUGAACUCAGGCAACUCGAUCGGCACAGGGAACGGGCCGAACCCGUUCCUGCUCUCGCCCGACGACCAAGCCAAAGUGGCCGAGAGCCAUCGGGCGCACAAGGAUCUCCUGCGAGUGCCGCGGCGACCGAAAUGGUCGGAAUCGACCACGGGAGCCCAACUCGACCGUCUCGAACGGGACUCGUUCCUGGAGUGGCGCAAAGGGCUCGCAGAUCUCUCCGACCAUCGCUCGUUUCUCUUGACCCCGUUCGAGCGGAAUAUCGAGGUCUGGAGACAGCUCUGGCGGGUCGUCGAGCGCAGCCAGCUGAUCGUCCAGAUCGUCGAUGCCCGCAAUCCACUCCGGUUUCGCUGCGAAGACCUCGAGAAGUAUGUCAACGAACUUUCGGAUGAUGCUCUCACCGCCCUCGAGCCUCCUCCGCCGAAUCCUCCAACCGUUGGCGGUCCCCAACGACUCAAGACUAACCUCCUACUCGUCAACAAGUCCGACUUGCUGACUGAGAAUCAGAGGGCACUCUGGGCCGAGUACUUCGACAGCCAAGGUAUCCAGUACGCCUUCUUCUCCGCCGCCGACGCCGUAGCUCUCCAAGCCAUCCAGGAAGAAGAUGAGCUAGAAGAAUCAGAUGAUGAUGAUGAUGAUGAUGAUGAUGAUGAUGAUGAUGAUGAUGAUGAUGAUGAUGAUGAUGAUGAUGAUGAUGAUGAUGAUGAUGAUGAUGAUGAUGACAAUGAUGAUGCUCAGAACAGUUGGGAGGACGAAGAGGAUAACGAAGAGGACGACGAAGAAUCAGAGUCGAGCUUGACCAGUCAGCCAUCGAAGAAGCCGCUCACACCAGCUUCCAAACCAGACCCUGUCGAGCUAGAUCACCACUCCCCCUCAGCCCCAACCAAAUUGAAUCAGCCGACGGCAACUACAAGCGUACCCAAAUCCAAGACGAAAAUCUUGACGGUAGCCGAGUUAGAAGAUCUGUUUCUCCGCCAUGCAGAGACCCAUCUGAGCAAGCCCGCAACAGACUCAUCUGAGGAGGGCCAAGCACGGAAAUUGGUGGUCGGUCUAGUAGGCUAUCCGAACGUCGGAAAAUCAUCGACGAUCAACGCCUUGGUGGGGGCCAAGAAAGUGUCAGUGUCGGCGACGCCGGGGAAGACGAAGCACUUCCAGACCAUCCACCUUUCGCCGGAAGUCAUUCUGUGCGAUUGUCCGGGCCUAGUAUUCCCGCAAUUUGCGUCGACGAAGGCGGAGCUGGUGUGUGACGGUGUGUUGCCGAUCGACCAGAUGCGGGAGCACACGGGGCCGAUCAGUCUGAUCACCCAGCGGAUCCCGAAGACGGUCCUGGAGGCAACCUAUGGGCUGCAGCUCGAGACCUUGCCGGUGGAGGAGGGCGGGGACGGGAAAGUGACGGCGAGCGAGUUCCUGACGACGUAUGCGAUCGCCCGGGGCGCGUUCACGGGGGGAGGCGGGAUGGGACGCCCCGAUGAGUCCAAGGUGGCCCGGCCGAUCCUCAAAGACUACGUCUCCGCCAAGCUGCUCUACUGCGAGCCCCCGCCGGACCAAGAUCCCGACGCCUUCAACGCCGAGAGUCGCGAGCUCAAGCUCAUCAGCCAAGGCCACCGGAAACUGGCCCCAACCACUCGGGUGCCGUUGAACAGCGACACGUUCGUCAAGGGCGUCGUCGGCAUCGACCCCCAGUCCCGCCAAUCCUCCCGCUCCCAGGCCCUCGACCAAAACUUCCUCAAAGACGAAAACAAGCAUGCUGACAAGAAGCUCAUCAAGGUUGGCAUCAAAGGCCGAAGGUCCCUCGUCGAUCGUAACCUGCUCGACACCGUCGGCGACCUCUCCAAACUCCGCGUCUCCUCCGACCUCAACCUCUAUUCUAUCGACAACCAGGGUAACCGCAUCGCCGUCCGCCAUCCCUCCAAGCAUCUUCCUCACCCCCCAACCGCCGCUCCUUCUGCCUCCGCCUCCAAAAAACACUUCAAAAGAAACCCCAAUCUUCUGAACGGUAAGAGCAAGAAAAUGCGCUCUGGAAGAGGCUACGACGAGUCGUGA